Messenger RNA from Nanorana parkeri, 1156 nucleotides. RefSeq names its product class I histocompatibility antigen, F10 alpha chain-like. Gene Ontology annotation, cellular component: external side of plasma membrane. The record is from RefSeq and is a predicted model, not a curated record. The coding region runs from base 56 to 784 and encodes 242 amino acids. Gene Ontology annotation, biological process: immune response. Lineage: Eukaryota; Metazoa; Chordata; Amphibia; Anura; Dicroglossidae. The transcript is spliced from 5 exons.
UGCUCCCGUGUAACAUGUUCCUGUCCUGUCUGCAGGGAUCCAUAUUCUCCAGGUGAUGUACGGCUGUGAGCUGAGAGAUGACGGCACCACUGACGGGUAUUUCCAGCACGGAUAUGACGGGAGAGAGUUCUUGUAUCUGGACACAAAGAAUGGGAUCUACAUCCCGACCAUGACCGAGGCUCAGAUCACCACACAGAGAUGGAACAGUCCGGAGGAGAGAGUGGGGGAGAGAGACAAGAAUUAUCUGGAGAAUAUCUGUAUUCCUGCACUGAGGAGAUACAUGGAGUACGGGAGAGAAGAUCUGGAGAAGAGAGUGCGUCCAGAGGUGAAGGUGUGGGGCCACCGACAGUCCGAUGAUGUGACAAGGCUUCAGUGCCUGGUGUACGGGUUUCACCCCCGAGCUGUGGAGGUGAAGUGGGUGAGGAAUGGGGUAGAUGAUGUUCCUUCAGGUGAAAUGAGUUCAAUUCUCCCCCAUCCUGACGGCACCUAUCAGAUCAGAGUCAGUGUGGAAGUGCCAACAAAGGAGGGAGACACUUACUCCUGUCAUGUGGACCACAGCAGCCUGGGGGCUGAGACUCUCAGUGUGAUAUGGGAACCUGAAAAUGGAUCCUCAAUGACUCUGAUUAUUGCCAUCGUCUGUGCUGUCAUUGCCGUCGCUGUUGGCGCUGGUGUUGGAUUCUUUUUCUACAAGAAGCGGGGAGGCGGCUACAAGACCACCAGUACUUCAGAUACCAAUUCUGACUCCUCCAACAACGCGAACUCCCCUAACAACCCGAAAGCCUGAGCGUACCCCGGAGGUGUAUUAUGUGAGGACAUCGCAGGAGGAAGAGGAGAUACAACUUUUCUCUAUGCAGAUUCUGUCUAUUCCGCUCGUCUUCUGUCUGCUUUUAUUAAUACAUUUGAUGUCAUGUAAUUUAAAGAGAACCUGUCAUGUAUUCUAAUCCGUUGGCUUGUGAUUGGCAUAAAUUUGAAUGUAAAAUGAAGGUACACCUAUUGUAUAAAGAUUAACAGAAACCCAUCCCCUCAUAGAAGUAUUUUGCCCACAUCGGUGAAAUCAUCAUGGCUGACAAUGUGGCACCUUCUAGAUAUAAAGAAUUGUAGAAUAGUAAUUAUUCAUGUGCAGGUUCCGCUGAUCGGAUCAGUGCUGUCUGUACUU